This is a messenger RNA of Drosophila ananassae, 587 nucleotides long. RefSeq lists its product as uncharacterized. The transcript is spliced from 2 exons. NCBI's taxonomy places the organism in Eukaryota, Metazoa, Arthropoda, Insecta, Diptera, Drosophilidae. The record is from RefSeq and is a predicted model, not a curated record. The coding region runs from base 180 to 422 and encodes 80 amino acids.
AGAGGCAACAAGAGCAGCAACAUGAGCAGCUCCGGCUUUGGAUCUACUACUACCUUCAGCAAAGUCUGCAGUUUCAGUCGCGCGUCGUCGCUUCGAGCGUGAGGUUGUAAGCCAGAUUUGAAAGACGGAAUAACAGGGCUUUGUGCCGCCAAAAGCAUCAGCUAAAAGCAGCCGACAAAAUGGAAACCUAUCUGACGGAGAUCAAACAAUUGCGCAUACCACGCCCGAAAUUCGAGCCCAACAGUUGCCAUCAGCAGCACCAACAUGCGGUGGUUAGCUCAUCCUCUUCCUCGACCACGCCCACCCAGCCACCACCGCCCCUGCACCACCGGCAGUGGCGGCACUUUGUGCGACCCUUUACGCCGCCCCGCGAUUACCAUUUGCCGAUGGUGGCCGAGGGUUCCAUUCACGACAAGAUGUGAGGCGAACUGGAAGACUUCUAAACCAUACAUAACCCUAUAUACGAUACUUACAUAAAAUCUCUCUAUAACAUAAGAUAGUGCUUAAGAUUAAGUUUAGCUAACUCUAGAUACAAAUACAGAUACAAAUACAGUUUACAGAUGCAAAGAAUAAAGUAUUGAAUUGAG